CCCUGCAGGAAGCAGGGCAGCCAGUCCUCUCACCAGUGCGCUCCUCUUCUAAGUGGAGGAGAUGGCAGUGAACUUCGCCUGGAGCUUCACCAUACUCUGCUGUUUAGCACUCUGGGGCUUCACCAGGACUUCAGAUGCUACAAAUGUGCCACCACCUCAUUCCACCGUGAGACCUGGUUCCCCGGUCCCAAUGAACACCGACAAUCCUGGUGUUCGCCAGGCAGCUCGCCUUGGAGUUUACAGAUACAACAACAGUUCUAAUGACCUCUUCCUGUUUAAGGAAUCACAAAUCAACAAAGCCAUGGUACAGAUUGUCAGAGGGCUGAAAUACAUGCUCUACGUGGAAAUUAGACGUACUGUGUGUGAGAAGAGGGAGCACUCCAGCCUGGACCACUGUCGCUUCCAGAAGAAAAAAACCUUGCAACAGAUGCUGAGAUGCUAUUUUGAGGUUUGGGUAACACCUUGGUUACAUAAAGCAGAUGUCCCUGUUGCUCGCUGUCACUGACUACUCUUCCCCCAUGAAAGCCUGCCUUGCAGUGGAUCUACCACCAUGACUUUUUCCUCGUCUGGACCACUGAGGCCAAGACUGAAGAGGGAAUGGCCAUACAAAAUCACCACAAAGCUUUUCUCUCAAAGCACAUGGUUGUUUUUCUCCUUAAAAUAGAUGCUCAAAAUCUGAGUGACAAAGAGAAGACCUGGCUUGACUGAAUUCAUUGCUAUCUGGUUGUGUAUCUUUUUUUUUUUCCCAAAACUAAACUGCAGAUAAAAGCAUGUUGUCAU
This is a messenger RNA of Cuculus canorus (common cuckoo), 780 nucleotides long. It is a transcript of the gene CST7, whose product is annotated as cystatin F. Bases 62 to 505 code for a protein of 147 amino acids. Gene Ontology annotation, biological process: negative regulation of microglial cell activation; positive regulation of myelination; immune response. The record is from RefSeq and is a predicted model, not a curated record. Gene Ontology annotation, molecular function: cysteine-type endopeptidase inhibitor activity. NCBI's taxonomy places the organism in Eukaryota, Metazoa, Chordata, Aves, Cuculiformes, Cuculidae. Gene Ontology annotation, cellular component: lysosome; late endosome; Golgi apparatus. The transcript is spliced from 4 exons.